UGACGUGCCAGCCAUAUGGGCCUGGCAUCAGAGCUGGUAUGUAACCCACCCAGUCCUGCCUCUGAGGAGCCACACGGAUCCCUCCACGCGUCUGGGCUGGGGGCAGCAGCAGCAGCAGCAGACAGAGAGGAGAGAGAGAGAGAGAGAGAGAGAGAGAGAGAGAGAGAGAGAGAGAGAGAGAGAGAGAGAGGCGUGAGAGCAGAACGCAGCGCGUCGCCUGCACAAGCAUCCCUGCGCGGGGCGUGUGGACGAGAUGCCCACCCGGAGCGACAUGGUGUAAACAAACCCGCUUUGCCCCGUCACCGAGCUCCACCAACGGAGGUUGUUUCUACCACGAUGUUGAGCCGUCUGUUCAGCGAGGUCCUGCCGGACGUCCAGAGGCUUGCGGCGGACUGGGUGGAGGACAAUGAGACCGAGGACUGCAAGACCAAGGACGACGAUCGCGACACCCUCGACGAGGACGACCUGGACGAGCCCCUGGAAGGCAGCAGCCGAGCGGAGUCCGAGAUGGCCUGCGACGACGACGAGGACGACGAGGCCGAGGAGGGGGAGUGCGACGAGAACAGCGGCGACAAGCCCAAGAAGCGCGGCCCCAAGAAACGCAAAAUGACGGCGGCGCGCGUCCAGCGCUCCAAGGUGCGUCGGAUGAAGGCGAACACGCGGGAGCGCACGCGCAUGCACGACUUGAAUUCGGCGCUGGACAACCUGCGCAAAGUGGUGCCGUGCUACUCAAAAACCCAGAAACUCUCCAAGAUAGAGACUCUGAGGCUGGCCAAGAAUUACAUCUUGGCCCUUGGGGAGAUUUUACGCAACGGGAAACGGCCAGAUGUGGUGGCCUACGUGCAGAUGCUGUGUAAAGGCCUGUCCCAGCCGACCACCAACCUGGUGGCAGGCUGUUUGCAGCUCAACACCAGAAACUUCCUGACCGAACCGUGUUCCGAUGGAGCCCGCUUCCACAUGCCCAGCUCUCCCUUUUCCGUCCACCCGUACUCCUACCGGUGCUCCCGCAUCUCCAGCCCGCACUACCAGCCCGGCAGCGGUGCGCUUAACGUGCGGGGCCAAUCCUACGGUUCCGGCUACGAGGGCGUGUACCCGCCGGGUGGGACGUCCCCGGAGUACAGCAGCCCGGACUACGAGGCCCCGCACAGUCCGCCCGUCUGCCUGAACGGCGGACUGUCCGGCCGGCAGCAGGCUCCCUCUGAGGCGGACAGGAACUAUCAUUACUCUAUGCAUUACUCCGGACUGGCCACGUCUCGGCCCGGCCACAGUGCACCGUUCGGGCCCUCGGGGGGAGCGCGCAGCGGCGGUUCGCACUCGGAAAACAUUCCACCUUUCCACGACGGGCACUUGCAUCACGACCGGGCGGCUCCGUACGAGGAUCUCAAUGCUUUUUUCCACAACUGAGCCUUCACAAUCAGGCGCAUUACGCCCCUUAUGACAAUCCUAUAUACCGUGUAUCGUUUGUUGGGGAAACAAGAGAAGCAUCCGAAAGGAUGAAAGAUGCAGUCCUAUGAUUACCUUCUGUAUUCUGUAAGUCAUCCCUAAGCUGUUGUACAUCCUAUCAACGUGUGCCCAGUGAUAUCCUGUAUGCAGAAUGAGCGCAAUUGACCUAAAAGAUGUAUAGGCCUAAACAUGUUAUGACUCAAAGAACAGAAAUAAAAAAAAAAAAUGUUUUACAACUGUCUGA
Gasterosteus aculeatus aculeatus (three-spined stickleback) is the source of this 1687-nucleotide messenger RNA. Its product is annotated as neurogenic differentiation factor 2. Gene Ontology annotation, biological process: axon development; positive regulation of transcription by RNA polymerase II; sensory organ development. NCBI's taxonomy places the organism in Eukaryota, Metazoa, Chordata, Actinopteri, Perciformes, Gasterosteidae. Gene Ontology annotation, molecular function: protein dimerization activity; E-box binding; DNA-binding transcription factor activity, RNA polymerase II-specific. Gene Ontology annotation, cellular component: nucleus. The record is from RefSeq and is a predicted model, not a curated record.